Messenger RNA from Ruditapes philippinarum (Manila clam), 1915 nucleotides. RefSeq names its product ras-related protein M-Ras-like. The coding region runs from base 177 to 773 and encodes 198 amino acids. Gene Ontology annotation, cellular component: plasma membrane. NCBI's taxonomy places the organism in Eukaryota, Metazoa, Mollusca, Bivalvia, Venerida, Veneridae. Gene Ontology annotation, molecular function: GTP binding; GTPase activity; GDP binding. Gene Ontology annotation, biological process: signal transduction. The transcript is spliced from 6 exons. The record is from RefSeq and is a predicted model, not a curated record.
UUAAAACCCGGAAGUUCAAGGUCGUAGUAAUGGCCGCUCCCAUGAAAUUUAUUGCGAAAGUUGUGUUUACAUAGUAAUUUCGCGCUUUCUGAUUUUAACGAGUUAUAUUUCAUGGAUUUAGAUUCUGUUUCUUCAUUAUCGGCUGUUUGAGUAAAGAGCCUUAUUGAUAAAAGACAAUGUCACGAGCUCCAAACGACAAUAAUUUGACAACUUACAAACUUGUAGUUGUGGGAGAUGGAGGUGUUGGUAAAAGUGCACUCACCAUACAGUUCUUUCAGAAAAUGUUUGUUGUUGAUUAUGAUCCAACAAUUGAAGACUCAUACAUUCAACACACGGAGAUAGAUGGGGAGUGGUGUAUCUUAGAUGUACUGGACACAGCAGGCCAGGAAGAAUUUGGUGCAAUGAGAGAACAGUACAUGCGUAAGGGAGAUGGCUUUAUGCUAGUUUACUCAGUUACAGAUCCAGCAAGUUAUGAAAAUAUGCGGAGCUUUCAUACACAGAUACUUAGAGUUAAAGACAAAGAUGCAUACCCUAUGCUGCUUGUAGCUAACAAAAUAGAUUUAGUACAGCAGAGAAAAGUGUCAGAAGAACAAGGAAGAUCUCUUGCAGCUCAUUUAAAGCUUCCAUAUAUAGAAACAAGUGCUAAAGAUCCACCAGUGAAUGUAGACUUGGCCUUUCAUGAUGUUGUGAGAGUUAUAAGACAGCAACCAAAAGAAUUCAAGAAACAGCUCAAAACCCACAAAGGCAAAAGACGGAGAUGUACAAUAUUAUAACAGGUGUUAUAAAAGAAAGCUGUAUUGAAGAACUGUUUAUUUACCUGGAAGAUGUCCCUAUAUGCUCUUCCUGGCUUAAAAGAACAGUUUGGUGAUGAAGUCAUUUAAGUGCCAUUGUUUGAAAGACCUAGAAAAAGUAGUGUUUAGUCAUAUAGUACAUUGUUUUCAAUGGCGUACAUUUUUCUUGUUUAGAUUUCAGAAAUAGCAUUUAAUUUGAUGACUCAGGUUGUUGUAUUAUUGUUUUGUAUUUGCAAAAAAAUAAUUGUUAUUUUGUGAUACCUUAAAUCCUGGAUAUUUGUAUUUGUUUUAACCCUCUUGUCAAAGAAAUUUACUUAUUUUUCUGUCAUUACUUUCUAUAGAAUUUUUAUGAGGAACAGAAAAAAUCUUGUUCAAGUUUGUGCUAAAAUGUUUACUUGUAUAAUUUUUAAGCCAAAAAAUUUCAUCUACGAAAGAGAGUUAUUGCAUAUAGGUCUUACAAAUUUAAUCUUAUAAGUACUUUUUACAUUUGAAAAAUAUUUCCUUUUUAGUUUAAGCAAUAAGAUUUGUGGUUGAUGUCACUUUGCUUAAUUUUGCAAGAAAGUAAACCGUCAAUUAUGUCUUAGAAGAAUUACAACCUUACCAUGCAAGUUUUGUAGUACUUUAUAUACAUGAUGUUUACUGUAAGUGCCUGAUGUUGUCAUGGUUGCCCAGGAAACUACUGUAUAUUGUACAUUAACUUACCAACCCUAUUACAAGUAGAGAAACUGAUAGCGAACAGCAGGGAUCAUGACCAGUCUGCGCGAAUGCGCAGGCUGGUCUGGAACCAUGCUGGUCUCAAACGCACUAUGUUGGUUCUGGUGUGACACGGCUCAAAUGAAACAGUGAACACAAGAACAAGUUAUUGCAAUUUUCCACUUAAACAUCUCUGUGAUCAUCUUUCUUCAGUAAAGUAGGGAAACUUUUACCUGUCCCUGUAGUCUCUUCAUGCUAAUAAAAUUAUUAUAGUUGAUUUUUAUUUGUACAUUGUAUUACAGUAGUAGAAAUUGAAUGAAUAAGAAUUUCAGUCUGAACAAUUUUACCUGUACCAAAACUUGAUAUAUUGGUUGAUGGAAUAAGGAAUUCAGUUGGAAAUUGUUUAUACCUGUACUUAAAUCUUGUAAUAU